AUGGACUACUCCAAGCUGCGCUCCCAGUUGAAGCAGGAUAGUGCACAGCGCUGGUCCGAGGCGCAGGAGAAGGUGCUGAGAGAACCGUACGAGUACAUCUGCAACAUCCCAGGGAAGGAGGUGCGGAGCCGGUUGAUUGAGGCUUUCAAUCUCUGGAUGGGGAUUGAGGAGAAGGACCUGGAUACGAUACGAAGGGUCGUCACGAUGCUGCACAACGCGAGCUUGCUAAUGGACGACGUGGAGGACGACUCGGAGCUACGUCGCGGCGUGCCAGUAGCGCACGCGAUUUAUGGCGUACCGCAGACGAUCAAUACGGCCAACUAUGUCUACUUCCUCGCGUUCCAGGAGCUGCUGAAGCUGCGCGACGAGAACGGCACCGACGACGGCGGACACGAUCUCGCAAGCAUGGUCACGGACGAGAUGCUCAGCCUGCAUCGCGGACAGGGCAUGGAGCUCUUCUGGCGCGACUCGCUCACGUGUCCGACCGAGGAGGAGUACGUCCAGAUGGUGCUUGGGAAAACCGGAGGACUCUUUCGAAUUGCCGUCAAGCUCAUGAUGGCCAAGUCGAAGAAGCCGAGAGUCGACUAUAUCCCCCUCGCUGAUCUCAUCUCGGUCUUCUUCCAGAUCCGCGACGACUACAUGAACCUUCAGAGUGAUCAGUAUGCGGACCGCAAGGGCUUCUGCGAGGACUUGACCGAGGGCAAGUUCUCCUUCCCCAUCGUCCACGGCGUGCGGGCGGACACGUCGAACCGACAAAUCCUGAACGUCCUCCAGAAGAAGACCCACUCCGACUCCCUGAAACGACACACGGUCGAGUACCUCAAGAACACGACCAAGAGCUUCGCGUACACGCGCCAGGUGCUUGAUGAGCUGAAGCAGCAGAUCGAGCUGGAGCUGAAGGAGCUUGGAGGGAAUAAGGGGCUGGAUGCCAUCAUGGCCAAACUGUCAUAUCCGGAGAGCGACUGA
This is a messenger RNA of Trichosporon asahii var. asahii CBS 2479, 966 nucleotides long. RefSeq names its product farnesyltranstransferase. The record is from RefSeq and is a predicted model, not a curated record. The transcript has 6 exons. Gene Ontology annotation, molecular function: prenyltransferase activity. Lineage: Eukaryota; Fungi; Basidiomycota; Tremellomycetes; Trichosporonales; Trichosporonaceae. Gene Ontology annotation, biological process: isoprenoid biosynthetic process. Bases 1 to 966 code for a protein of 321 amino acids.